AAACAAAAGAAAGACCAAGGGAGGGCGGAAAAAUAGGUUCACGGAACACAUUGACCGAGUCGGCCGGCGCGGGCAUUUUUUAAUACUACAAGAGCCACCCAAUAGUAUUAUUGUCGUCAGAUAUAUUUCAUAUUUUAUACGUAAGAUUUUUAUUAAUAAUACCCUGAAGUAUAUAUUUUUUAUCAGGACUCAACGGAGCCGUAAUUUAAGAGUGUCUCACAAUGCCCAGUAGCACAUCUUUGUUGGAAGCCGAGGAAACUGAGUCGGAGCUCCCGCCACUGGUAGUAGAAACAUUUGCCGGGAUAGGCCUGGAUGACCACGGCACCCAGUGCCACACCGAACCACAAGAGCCCCUUCUGCAUACACGUCCUGCCUCCCACUUCAGUCUACUCGGCACCGUGCUGGACCUCCAGCCCCUACCACUUCGUAAACUGCCGGCGGAGGAGGAUGACUUGGAAGAAGCCGAUGAAGCGGUAGUGGAAGAGGCUGAUUCCAACACGCUGCUAGCCCAGGCCCCGGUCCCCGGUCUAGGCUCUGUGAUGCUACCCGGAAUGGAGGCCGCGGAGACGGUCAUACUGUAUGGCGGAGGUCUUGACGACCAUACCCAGCAGCAGGUUGCUGGUAUGAUGAUUUUACCACCGGUGUACGGAGAGCCAGGAUUCGAGGUCGAGCACCCGGCGCUCGUGCGGAGGAAGAGCGUAAACACUACGGAGUGUGUCGCGGUGCCCAGCUCGGAACACGUAGCCGAAAUAGUCGGUAGACAGGGGUGCAAGAUCAAAGCGCUGCGGGCGAAGACCAACACGUACAUCAAGACGCCGGUGCGCGGGGAGCAGCCGGUGUUCGUGGUGACGGGGCGGAAGGAGGACGUGGCGAUGGCCAAGAGGGAGAUCCUCUCGGCGGCCGAGCAUUUCUCCCUCAUCCGGGCCUCGCGAAACAAGGCGGGGCCGCUGGCGGGGGCCGGCCCGGGCCUCCCCGGUACCCCCACGCUGGCGGGGCAGACCACCAUCCAGGUGCGCGUGCCGUACCGCGUGGUGGGCCUGGUGGUGGGGCCCAAGGGCGCCACCAUCAAGCGCAUCCAGCAGCAGACGCACACCUACAUCGUGACGCCGAGCCGCGACAAGGAGCCGGUGUUUGAGGUGACGGGCAUGCCGGAGAACGUGGACCGCGCGCGGGAGGAGAUCGAGGCGCACAUCGCCCUGCGCACCGGCGGCUGCGUGGAGGCCGCGCCCGACGGCGACGACUUCCACUACAACGGCACCGACGUCAGCUUCGAGGCGGGCGGGCCCGGGCCGUGGCCCGGCGCCGGGGGGGCGGCGACGGCGGCGCCCGCCAACGGCUGCGCGCGGAUGACGUCCAGCUACCGCAACGACAGCUCCAGCUCGCUGGGCAGCGGCUCCAGCGACUCGUACUACGGCGGGGGCCGCGCGGCCGACUACGCCCCCGCCAGCCCCUUCAACGGCAACAGCAACAACAACAACAAUGGCGGCGGCAGCAGCGGGUUCUGGUUCGGGGAGACGCUGCUGCCCGUGGGGCCGGACGACAUGCCGCCGCUGGAGCCCACGGGCCUGGAGAGCCUGGGCGUGACGGCCGCGCUGCCCGGCCCUCACCAGCAGCAGGCGCUGUGGAGCCCCUUCGAGCAGGGCGCUCCCCUCUUCGAGGGCCGAGGCCACGCCCCGCGCCACGACAGCCAGCCCGGCACACCCCCGCGCCUCUCGCCCACCUUCCCGGAGGGGGCGGAGCACCCGGCGGCCCGCCGCGUCCACAGCGAGCCGCUGAGCGCGCAGCCCCCCCGCUUCCCGCCGUGCGGCCCCGCCUUCUCGUCCUCCGGCGACAGCACGGCCUCCGGCUCGCCCCCCGACUCGGCCGGCUCGGCGGGGGGGUACCGCGCGCGGCAGGACUGCAUCCGCUGCCUGGAGAGCGACAUCAUCGCCGCCCUGGUGCCCUGCGGCCACAACCUCUUCUGCAUGGAGUGCGCCAACCGCAUCUGCCAGAAGCCCGAGCCCCUGUGCCCGGUGUGCCAGGCACCCGUCACCCAGGCCAUCCGUCUGCGCAACAUAUGAACUGCUGGGGGGGGGGGUGGGGGGGUUGGGCAGGGAGGGGUGUGUGUGCCUGUAUUGGUUCUCUAGGGGACAAUGAUAAGGGUUUGACUGGGGUGUUACUGAAUUUGGGAUGUCGGUAACUUUUUUUUUUUUUUUAGUUUGACAUAAUACUCUUACCCUUUUUUUAGAAUUAUUUUUUUAUUAAUGUAUCAUGUUUGCUACGACUGUUAAAGAUUAGGUGUAAAGGAAGUUACGGAUUGAGGCUAAAAGUUGUUGGUCACAACGUUAUGUUUUUCCCCGUUCAUCUCGCUGCUACGUUAGUUACCAGACGGUUCACCGGGCCUGUUGUCCCCGCGGCGCUGACGGUGGUACCGGGAGUCUCCUCUCUGGACCGGCCCGAGCGUGACUCCAGUACGGCCGUGCCUGCCGUCACGGGCUCUCUUUCAGAACGUUUCGGUUUUAAUCCGUUUACGAUUACUCGUGCCUGAAUGCCCUCUCCAUCCCACAGAUUUAGCCUCACGCGCUAACAGGAUCCCAAACGGUCGCAGGAAAGCCCAGAGCCUUCCAGAAGCCAUGCUUUCUUUCCCCCUUCCCCAAAAACACUAUCGUCCCUCCCCCCCCUCCUCCGUUGGGUCCUAAAGGGGAUGUUGAACGAACGGGAUCUGGUUCUUCAGAGCCGUAGCCUGUCUCUGCGGGGGAGGGGUGAAGUCCCUGAGCCUCCCCACACACUACAGCUCAGCUUUGGGUGCUGGGGGCCCCAACAUUCCAGCCGUAUCUGUUGGAUUUAAUUUUAUUUUUUUUACGGUCGUUUCCUUUUAAUGGCUGAGAACAGAGGUGCAGGAGAGCGCAAGGGGUACCCCCCCUCCCAGGGCGCACGACUACCCCGCCCCGUAUCGGUCAUUUAAACCCCCCCUCCUGCCCAGAACAAAGUUCAGUUCGGCUAAUGCCUUGCACGGUUGAUCAAAGAUUUUUAUCACGUGACCCCCCAUUUUUGUCCCACACGAACAAGGAGCAGAAAGCUAGAAAGAGAGGGAUGAGCGAGCUGCUUCUCCUGAGCCAGCGGAAGCCCCCCCCCCCCUCCACCCCCCCAAAAGAAAAACUUUGAUCCUCAGCCUCUCAAGGUUAAUAUUGACUUUUGUGUAUUGAUUAAUAUUAUUGUUAUUAACUGGUAAAUACAGAUUUUUAUUUUUUAUUUCCACUUGAAGUUACAUUUCGUACAUAUAAAUAAAUAUAAAUAUAUAUAUAUAAAUAUAAAUCUAUUAAAGACGUUUACAAAUACAGAUGUUUAUUUUAGUCCAGUGUGAGCAAGACUGGGCGUUGAGCCACAGGUCGCUGCGGCCCGUCAGCGUUAUUCGCUUGUAGUGUAGUUCGACAGUAUUGAGACCCGCCCGGCCGCCGUCUCGCGGGCCCGGAGGCGUGCACAUGCGCAUGUUUAUCAGAUGUACAAAAAGGCCAAGGAUCGCGCGCACAAGCUGCGUGUAAGUCUGUAAGCCACCUUAAGAGUUAUAUAAAUGUAUCUAAAUGUAUAGUACUUAUUCAGUAUAUAUAAUAUAGCUGUAUGUACAUAUGCACAUGAGGCUAUAUAUACAAAUAAAUAUAAAUCAAUUACUGUACCAACAGUUAAGUAUUUGCUAAUUUUACUACACUUUUGUUAUGUAUAUGUAGGGCAGUCUUAGGGCAUAUAAAUUCAAUAAAUUGAUUAAAGUUUAAAACAGACUAUAUUUUAUGAUAAAGGGCCUUUUAAGUUAUGUGGCCAAAGCACUGAUAUAUAUUUGCUGUAAAGAGAAUUAUAAGAGUUUUAUUUUUCUGAUAUUAAAGUUACUUAAUAAAGACGGUUUCAUUUUAAACAA
Molecule: messenger RNA, 3889 nt
Organism: Anguilla rostrata (American eel)
Lineage: Eukaryota; Metazoa; Chordata; Actinopteri; Anguilliformes; Anguillidae
Product: RNA-binding protein MEX3B
Exons: 2
Coding region: 222-2060 (612 amino acids)
Molecular function (GO): RNA binding
Source: RefSeq, a predicted model, not a curated record